This is a messenger RNA of Tuber melanosporum (Perigord truffle), 1408 nucleotides long. RefSeq lists its product as uncharacterized. NCBI's taxonomy places the organism in Eukaryota, Fungi, Ascomycota, Pezizomycetes, Pezizales, Tuberaceae. Gene Ontology annotation, biological process: cytoplasmic translation. Gene Ontology annotation, cellular component: cytoplasm. Gene Ontology annotation, molecular function: GTP binding; GTPase activity. Bases 329 to 1408 code for a protein of 359 amino acids. The record is from RefSeq and is a predicted model, not a curated record. The transcript is spliced from 15 exons.
CAUGUCUUUACAUCUACAGUGGCCAAGGCCGAUGUUUGCCGGGAGGACAUUGAAAUAUAAAAAGUAAAUGCCCGUAGGACAGGAAUAAGCAAUCCUAUUGCAUGGAAUCGUGCUGGGCCUUUUACCAGCAGGGAAAUUACAUUUUCCGUUGUUAAGUUUCGUUUGUCGUUGCCCCAACAAUCCAUUGGUGGGGCAGAAUCAACAUCUUCCCCGCGUGUCCAGCUUGCCACACUCUGAAUCUUUUUUUCUCACACGUCUCCCAAGACAUCCACACCACUCUCCGCUCUGUACCUACUUCAACGCCCGACGAAAUAGCGAUAACAGAAAAAUGAGUACUACUGUGGAGAAAAUCAAGGCCAUCGAAGAUGAGAUGGCCAAAACCCAAAAGAAUAAGGCAACGUCUUUCCACCUGGGCCAAUUGAAAGCAAAACUCGCCAAACUACGAAGAGAACUCGUGACUCCCUCCUCCUCUGGAGGGGGUGCUGGGAUUGGCUUCGACUGUGUAUCUGUAGGGUUUCCUUCAGUCGGUAAGAGUACUCUCUUAAAUCUGCUCACGGGCACCCACUCUGAGGCAGCGGCCUACGAAUUCACGACCCUUACGACUGUUCCCGGCUGUGUCAUGUAUAAUGGCGCCAAAAUUCAGAUGUUGGAUCUCCCCGGAAUUAUUCAGGGUGCAAAGGAUGGAAAGGGUCGAGGUCGUCAAGUGAUUGCGGUAGCGAAGCAAUGCAACCUUAUAUUCAUUGUGCUGGAUGUCAACAAACCGUUAACCGAUAAGAAGAUCAUCGAGCAAGAGCUGGAGGGGUUCGGUAUCAGGAUUAACAAGCAGCCACCAAACAUUGUUUUUAGGAAGAAGGAUAAGGGAGGCAUUAGUGUCACUAGCACCGUGCCACUUACUCAUCUUGACGCUGAGGAAAUAAGAGCGGUUACAACAGAAUACAAAAUAAGUUCUGCAGAUAUCGCUUUCAGGUGCGAUGCGACUGUCGAUGAUCUAAUCGAUGUUAUCGAAGAGAAGAGUCGAAGAUAUAUUCCAGUAAUCUACGCCCUCAACAAAAUUGAUGCUAUAUCAAUUGAGGAGCUUGAUUUACUUUAUCGAAUUCCCAAUUCUGCGCCAAUAUCAUCGGAAAGGGGCUGGAAUGUCGAUGAGCUUCUAGAAUUAAUGUGGGAAAAGCUUGACUUACGAAGAGUCUACACAAAGCCCAAAGGCCAAACACCUGACUACACACAACCUGUUGUUUUAAGAUCUAACGCCUGUGCCGUCGAAGACUUUUGUAAAGCAAUUCACAAAAGCAUUAUCGAUUCUUUCAAAAUUGCGAUUGUCUACGGCAGUAGUGUGAAACAUCAGCCACAGAGGGUUGGACUUUCACACGUUCUGGAGGAUGAGGAUGUGGUUACCAUUGUUAAGAAGUAA